AUCCAUGUGUUAUUUAGAAGUAUGGUUUUUAGUUUCUAAAAACACAGGGAUUGGGGUUUGUUCUGUUGUUGUUAUUGAUUUAUUCUUCAGUUCUACUGCAGAUAAACAGAUUAUGAUUAUAAUCCUUUGAAAUUUGUUGAGACUAGCUAUACCCCGUAUGUGAUCAGUUUUGUAAACAUUACAUUUGUUGUUACUGUUAUGUGCAGUCAAGUCCAGUUCAUAGCAACCAUACAUGAGAGAGUAGAACUGUCCCAUAUGGUUUUCUACACCGUCACCUUUACGUGAGCAGAUCGCCAGGUCUUUUCUCCCUUGGAGCUGCUGGUUCAUUUGAACUGCUGACCUUUUUGGUUAGCAGCUGAGUACUUAACCAUUGCACCACUGGGGCUCCUUAAAUAUGUAUUUAAAAAGAACAUGCAUUCUGCAGUUUUGGCUCAGAUUUUUAUGUAUGUUGGUUUUGUUAAAUGUUUUUAUAAAUCUUCGAUAUACUUAGUAAUUUUUUUCUGUUUGUUUUUAUCAGUUAUUGAAAGAAGUAUAAUUAACAUCUCCCAGUGUGAUUAUGGGUGUGUCUAGUUUUCCUUUUAGUUUUUUAAAUUUUAGUUUUGGGGUUAUGUAUUAGGUAUAUGAAAUUUAGAGUAUACCCUGAUGAACUGAACUCUUAUGAAAUGGCUAUCUUUAUAAUACUUUAUAUUAAUGCACUCUUGCUAGUUUUCUUUUUGUUAAUAUUUGCAUGGUACAUUUCAUUCUUACCCUUUUCUUUUUAAGCUUUUGAUGUCUUAUAUUUAAGGUGUGUCUUUUGCAAGCAGAUAUGGGUGGGUUUUUGUUUUGUUGUUGUUAUUUUCAACCUAGUUUCAUAAUUGCUGUCUUUUAUUGAAGUUGAGCCCUGGUGGCACAGUGUUUAAGGGCUCAGCUGCUAACCAAAAGGUCAUUGGUUCAAAUCCACCAGCUGCUCCUUGGAAACUUUAUGGAGCAGUUCUCCUCUUCCUGUAGGGUCACUAGGAGCCGGAGUCCACUCAAUGGCAAUGGGUUUUUGGUUUAUUGAAGUUAGUCUGUUUAUGUUCAGCGUAACUGCUGAUAUAUUUGUGUUUAAAUCUACUAUCUUACUAUGUGCUUUCCAUUCAUUUUGCUCUUUUUUCUUUCUUAUUUGUUGGAAGGGGGAGUUGAUAUAGCAUUUUGUAUUAUUUUUUUCUAAUAGCUUGGUAUUUAUCUAUUCUUUCGCUAUUCUUUUAUUGAUUACCCUAGAGAUAGAAACAUGAAUCCUUAGUUUACAAAGUCUAAUAUAAAUCAAUUAUUAUAUCUCUUCUGAGCUAAUGCAAGGAACUCAAAACACUUUUAACUCCAUUUACACUAUUUAGAUUAUUGUUGUGUACUUAAAUUGUAUAUGUAUUUUAAACCUAGAAAACAUUAUUAUUAUUGUCUUAUUGUUAUUGUGAUAAUGAUAAAAUAUUGUUGUUAUUAUUAAGUAAUCAGUGUUUAUUUAAAUUAACCCACAUACUUUACCCCUUCCAUUGCUUUUCAUUCUGUUUGCAUUUUCUGAGUUUUCAUCAAAGAUCCUUUUCCUCCUACCUGAAGAACUUCUUUAGUUUCCAUAUUGCAGGCCUGCUGGUAAUGUAGUUUUUGCUUGUAUGAAUUAUAUCUUAUUUAACUUUUAUUUUUGGAGGAUAUUUUUGCUGGCGUAGAAUGUUUGAUUGGCAGUUAUUUUCUUUCAGCACUUUGAAGAUGUCAUUUUAUUAUCUUCUGACUUCUGUUGUUACAGUUGAGAAGUCAGUUUUGCUUGUAGUAUUGCUCCUUUGAAGUUAAUGUGACUUUUCUUCUCUGGCUACUUAAUUUUUUUAUCUUUAGUUUUUGGUAUUUGUACUGUGAUGUGCUUAGGUGUAGUUGUCUUUGUAUUCAUAUGGCUUUGCUUUCUGGUAGUGAUUUUGGAAUCUUUGGCUUGAUGUCUUUCGUCAGUUAUGGAAAAUGAUUAGCUACUAUCUCUUGGAAACUUCUGCUUCAUUUUUUUCAUUUGCGAAACGUUUUAGAUCUUUGCAUCAAAUCCCAUAUAUCUUUUAUGCUCUUUUGUUUCUCAUUUUUUCUUCUGUAUACUUUCUUUUGAAUAUAAUCUUCAAGUUAACUAAUUCUCUUUUCAUCUGUGUCUUCUCUAAUGUUAAACCCAUUCAUUGAGUUCUUAUUUACUUUUCUAAUUGUAUCCUUUCCAUUUAACUUCUUUUUAUUUUUCUUGCAUUCUACUGAAAUUCUCAAUCUUUUAAUUUCUUGAGCAUAUUAAGCACUGUUAAAAUCCAUGUGCAAUACGUCGUGUAGGUUUCUAUUUUUUUGUUGUUGUUUUAAUUUUGUUUCUCUUACCUUUUCAUGAUACUGCCUUAUUUCUUCAUAUACAGUGAAACCUGUGAGAACUGAAACUCGGGACAGCCUUGUUUUUCCAGGUCUUGCAAGGUUUCCGCUUUGACAUGGUGCCGUCUUACCACUUUUCUGUUGCCCUGUUUGUGGAAAAUAUUUGCAUAUUCCUUCUCUGAAAGUUUUCCAUCUUAUGCAGGUUCCGACUUUCACAAGUUUUACUGUAUUUGGUUAUUUCUGUUUGUGUUCUGGAUACUGUAUAUGAAAGUUAAAGAGAUCAAGAUGAUCUCCUCCUUCAGAGAGGAUUUAUGUCUGCUUCUGACAGGCAGGAGUACUAGCAAUUCUGGAUCAGAUUAAUCCCAUCAGCAGUUUGGAUGAUUUGAAGUUUAAGAAUAGUGGUAGCCUGGUCAUCUUGUGGUUAAUUAGAUAUUGCGAUUUAUUGCCAUAUAAUUAUUUUGUAUGUGAGGGCUGACCUCUUUGCAGUUCUCUCUUACUCCUCAGCUAUAUUCUUAAAGUCUGGGGCAUUACAAUAUCCCCCUCCUCCCAUGGUUUUUCCCAUGGUAAGCUCUUAAUUCUAAUUUUUAUCCUUUUUGCCUUGUGUGUCUUAUUUAAAGCUUUGCUUAUAUUCUUUGCCUCUUGUAGAAUUGCCAGGUGUUUUUAGGAAGAAAGUGAUUCCAAAUGCAAGGCUUACCUCUAAGUUUCUGUUCUCCUGUAUCUUGGUCCUGUAAUUUUUAGUGCCUUGUUUGUUCUUUGAUUCCUUCAAACAAAAAAAUAAAACUUUUUUUUUUUGGUCUUGCUUUUCUAGUUCUCAUUGGCACGUAUUUUGCCAUAACCAGAACUUGUCUUUGUGUGUAGUAAUUUUUAUUCCUGCUUUUAAAUAGUUAAUGAAUAUGCAUGCCGAACUAGUCACACACAACUUGAUUUUAAUCAAAGCACAGUAAUUACGUUGCAUAUUUUUGUAAAGACUAGGUAUAAAUUAAUAUGAAAAGUUAAGUAUCUCAGUUUUUAUGGAUUUCUUAUCAUAACUUUUAAAUAUUGUUAACAACUAAAAUAUGGAUGCUCAACCAUUUUUAUAAUUUUAAGGUAUAUACAAUUUUAUUAAUGGUUUAUUGCAAAAACCCAUCUGAAGACUAGUAAAGGUCAAAGGUAAAGUUAAGCAAUAUAAUGAAUGACGAAUACUAUUCAAAUAUAAAUGUACCCAGUUUAAAGGACUUAUUUUUGAGAUUAUGUCCAUUUUACUUUUUUGUGAUUAAAAUCUUUUUUUAUGAAUUGAUGGUAAAUCCAGAUAGUAGUUCAACUUUAAAUUGUUUUAUUUGUCAAAAUAAAAGUUAACAACCUUUAUGUCCCUAUCCUUCACUUUAUUUUUUUAAACUUUACUAGUCCAUGAAAUCUGAAAGUCUGGAAACAUCAUUUUGCUUUACUUACUAGUAUACUAAUAUUGUUAGGUGCCAUCAAGUCAGUUCUGUUUCAUAGCAACCCUAUGUACAACAGAAUGAAACGCUGCCCAGUCCUGCACCAGCUCCAUAAUCAGUAUUCUAAUAAAAUAAUUAAUUGAAAUACUUCUCUUUUUUUAUUACUUUUAUACUGUUUGAAAUGACCUGUUUUGCUAUCAGGAACCUUGAUUCAUAUCUUGCGUAGUGUUAUUUCCUGUUCUUAAACUAAUGUACUUUUUUUUUAAACAAAAAGCCUACCAGGAAGUCUACCCUAAGUAGUCUGGUUUGCCAGUUGCAUUUUGAUUUUAAAGACAUACAGACAAGGAAACGAUGCCAUUUAUAAAGAAGAAUGUGUAUGUACAUGUAUACAAGCUUUAGCUCCCCACACCUGCUCUUGCUACAGUCCUGUUGAGGAUCCCUGCCUGAAGAAGCCACUUUUACUGGAGGGAGUCUGUCAUAUACCUCAGCUGUGUUGGAGAAAAAAAAAAAAAAAAAGAUUGAGGACUGUUAAAGAUCUCUAGCAUUGCUUAAAUUCUUAAAACUAAUGAUCACCCUCAUGCUGUAACUCCUCAUAUCUACUGUCUGUGAUUUGGUUCAGCUAAAGAAGUAAGCAGGUCAUGGCACGUUUAACAAAAAGACGACAGGCGGAUACAAAAGCUAUCCAGCAUCUUUGGGCAGCUAUUGAGAUUAUACGGAACCAGAAGCAAAUUGCCAACAUUGACCGUAUUACAAAGUAUAUGUCUCGAGUCCACGGUAUGCAUCCAAAAGAGACCACCCGUCAGCUGAGCUUAGCUGUGAAAGAUGGUCUUAUUGUUGAAACUCUAACGGUGGGCUGCAAAGGUUCAAAAGCUGGUAUUGAACAAGAAGGAUAUUGGUUGCCAGGAGAUGAGAUUGCCUACAGUAUGCAGCCUUUCUCCAGGACAGCAACCCCAAACAAGGACUGGGAAACAGAAAAUCAUGACUGGUAUUGUUUUGAAUGCCAUUUGCCUGGAGAGGUGUUGAUAUGUGACCUGUGUUUUCGUGUGUAUCAUUCCAAGUGUUUGUCUGAUGAGUUCAGGCUUAGAGACAGCAGUAGUCACUGGCAGUGCCCAGUUUGCAGGAGCAUUAAGAAGAAAAAUACAAACAAACAGGAGAUGAGCACAUACCUGAGAUUCAUUGUCUCCCGCAUGAAGGAGCGGGCUAUAGAUCUUAAUAAAAAGGGGAAAGACAAUAAACAUCCAAUGUACAGGAGGCUGGUGCAUUCAGCGGUUGAUGUUCCCACCAUACAAGAGAAAGUGAAUGAAGGGAAAUACCGAAGUUAUGAAGAGUUCAAAGCUGAUGCUCAACUGCUUCUCCACAACACAGUGAUUUUCUAUGGAGCAGACAGUGAGCAAGCUGACAUAGCAAGGAUGCUAUAUAAAGACACAUGUCAUGAGUUGGAUGAACUACAGCUUUGCAAGAAUUGCUUCUAUUUGUCUAAUGCUCGUCCUGACAAUUGGUUCUGCUAUCCUUGUAUACCUAACCAUGAGCUGGUUUGGGCUAAAAUGAAAGGUUUUGGGUUUUGGCCAGCCAAAGUCAUGCAGAAAGAGGACAAUCAAGUUGACGUUCGCUUCUUUGGUCACCACCACCAGAGGGCCUGGAUUCCUUCUGAAAACAUACAAGAUAUCACAGUCAACAUUCAUCGGUUGCAUGUGAAGCGCAGUAUGGGCUGGAAAAAAGCAUGUGAUGAACUUGAAUUGCAUCAACGUUUCCUUCGUGAAGGAAGAUUUUGGAAGUCUAAGAACGAAGACCGAGGUGAGGAAGAGGCAGAAUCCAGUAUCUCUUCUACCAGUAAUGAGCAGCUGAAGGUCACUCAGGAACCAAGAGCAAAGAAAGGACGACGUAAUCAGAGUGUGGAACCCAAAAAAGAAGAACCAGAGCCUGAAACUGAAGCAGUAAGUUCUAGCCAGGAAAUUCCCACAAUGCCUCAGCAAAUCGAAAAAGUUUCAGUUUCAACUCAGACCAAGAAGUUAAGUGCCUCUUCUCCAAGAAUGCUGCAUCGAAGCACUCAGACCACUAAUGAUGGAGUGUGUCAAAGCAUGUGCCAUGACAAAUACACCAAAAUUUUCAAUGACUUUAAAGACCGAAUGAAAUCUGAUCACAAGCGAGAAACUGAAAGAGUUGUGCGAGAAGCUCUAGAAAAGUUGCGUUCUGAAAUGGAAGAAGAAAAAAGACAAGCUGUAAAUAAAGCUGUAGCCAAUAUGCAGGGUGAGAUGGACAGAAAAUGUAAGCAAGUAAAGGAAAAGUGUAAAGAAGAAUUUGUAGAAGAAAUUAAGAAGCUAGCAACACAGCACAAACAACUAAUUUCUCAGACCAAGAAAAAACAGUGGUGCUACAACUGUGAAGAGGAAGCCAUGUACCACUGUUGCUGGAACACAUCGUACUGCUCAAUCAAGUGUCAGCAGGAGCACUGGCAUGCGGAACACAAACGUACCUGUCGCCGGAAAAGAUGAAAGCCGGAUUCUUCCUGGAGAAUCAUGCCCAAUGAUUACUAUUCCCAGACACAGCGGUUUUUGUUUCCAAGAAGCCAAAAUUGUUUAGAAUUUGCUUCCCAUUUUGCACCAGCCUUUAAACACUUUUCGUGAAGAAAUUUUGCACAGUAGUUUAAAUCUUUUGUUAAUGCUCCUCCAGAGUUUUUCAGGAGGUCAAAGUAACAUCAGCGGAGGGUAUUAUUUUAAAUAAAUGUUAAUUGAGAAUCUGUUGCAUUUUCAGCAAAUUUUAAAACAUUUUUAGGUUUUACAGAGAUUUUAACCUUUAAACAACAGAUCUUUAAAAGAAAAACAACAGUUGAGUUUAACAAAGAAGCAUUUAAAAUAGAUCUGAAUGUAAGAACUACGGAACUGUUUCAGAAACAAAACAUACUACCUUGAUGUAACAUUUAUUUCUUAACCUUGUUGAGCUGGUUUUGUUCAGCUUGAUUUACUGUUUAAAGGCAUUAUCUGUUGGGUAUGCCAGUGGGUAUUAUGAUUGAAUUAGGGAACAGGGUUGACACAGCAGGUGCUAGUCCUGCAUAUUUUUUCUUAAAUAUUUCCCAAUUGUGUUUUUCAUUAUUUCUUUUCAAUAUAUAACUUUUAUAACAAAUUAUUAGCUUUGAUCUUGUAGUGUAAAAUUGCAGGGAACUGGGGUAAUCUUUUACUGAGCUGGAUCUUAGAGAAAAUGAAUAUUUAAAUUUUAAAGUUUGCACAUUUCAUCUUUGUCCUAACAUGAGUGCUUGUAACAAAAUAGACAAGAAAUCAAAAUAAAAAGCCAAAAACUACCUUUAUCCAUACGUGAAAUUAUAGAUGAGGCAUUCAAAUUUCUUUAAUGCUUCCCUCCCCCUCCCCAAAUAUCAUCUGACUGCCUAUUAUCUGGUGUCACCUAGUAUACUGUAAGUUAAUACCGAAAGGAAAGAAAGCACUUAGGUUUCACAGAAGCCGUUAUGUUUGUAGUAAUGGGGCACUGCCUAUUCAUGAACUCCAUCAGUGUACACAGAAUGAAGAAUAAUGCAUGUUACUUUUCUUGUAUUAAAGAUGCCGUGAUUUGUAAAAAGUCUGUAUUUUGCGGAAUGUCUGGAUUAAGAAGCAUUACCAAUAGGAAUGGAUCGAUAGUUGAAUAAUGAUUUUUUUUUAUACAUAGAUAUAUAAAAUACAGCCAGGAAAAGUUAAAUUACUUUUUUUAAAAAAAAAUCUCACAAUUUAAGUUUUUUCAAAAGCUGACUGAUCUUAGACCAAGUCAAAUUUCCAUUUAUCAUUUAGUUAUUUUUUGAGGUUAGAGAAAUAAUUUGUAAAUAUUUAUUUAGAUCUUUGAUAUUUAUUAAAGCAAUUACACACAAUGGAAGUGAAAGAAUCAGGAGAAAAACCUUUAAAAAAGUUUUCUCUAGGUUUGUCAGGGUCACUCUAAACAUAAAAAUGUAACUAAGUCUUCUGUGAAAUAAUCUAUCCAAUCCUGAUACUUUUGCAGAUGGUGGUGACACAAGUUAAUUGACAAGCUACUGCCAAAUGGUGCACAAUACUUUGUAGUAAUGACAUUUCAAACGAUGUACCUAAAUUACGCAGUAACUCGGAACGAUCAGCCCCUCCUUGCUGCUGGGUAAUUCCUCAUGCUGCCACAGAGUUGUGGUACUGACUGAAUCAUAAUACAUUAUAACCAAGAAAAGUUAACCUUCUCUGAUUGCUUUUCAACUUUUAAAACUUCGAUCCACCCCUAUGAGAGCAAGUUAUUGUGGAAAUAUUUUUGGUGUAAAAUCAUUCCAGAGUAUGUAAUAUUUAACUGAUAGCUGCAUGAAAGUAAGAUUCAUGUUACUUUGGCUUUUUUGUCUCUGUUGACACGGUUGCACAUUUCCAAGUUACUACAGCGUGAAAACUGUGUGUUAAAAACAAACAAAAAAAAUUAAAAGAGAUUGUGGCCUGGUUUUGUAAAA
Molecule: messenger RNA, 8181 nt
Organism: Loxodonta africana (African savanna elephant)
Lineage: Eukaryota; Metazoa; Chordata; Mammalia; Proboscidea; Elephantidae
Gene: ZMYND11
Product: zinc finger MYND-type containing 11
Exons: 18
Coding region: 4382-6235 (617 amino acids)
Biological process (GO): regulation of signal transduction; regulation of transcription elongation by RNA polymerase II
Cellular component (GO): nucleus
Molecular function (GO): transcription corepressor activity; DNA binding
Source: RefSeq, a predicted model, not a curated record